ACACCCAGAAACAUGCAAGGUGGCCCGGGGUGGAGUCAGCAGCACCAGCCUCAAUCUGUACAUGAGCUCAGCACUUUGAUUUCUCUGGCCUCCAGAUACACUCGGCUGUCGGAGAGGAAAGUGGAAUAAAAACAGACGACAUUUAGGAAUAUUUUGCCACAUUUCAUCGCUUUCUAUCGACAGGAGAUCAAAGAAACAUCAGAAUGGGGGUCUAUGAGGAGAAAAAGGAAGCAUGCGGAACCGUCUGCCUGAAAUACCUCCUGUUUACUUUCAACUUUCUCUUUUGGUUGGCAGGCGGCGUUGUGAUGGCGGUGGGUAUUUGGACCUUGGUUGAGAAGAGCGACUACAUCAGCCUUCUCUCCUCCAAGACCUACGCUGCCUCCGCCUACAUACUGGUCCUGGCUGGAGCCAUUGUCAUGGUAACAGGCGUGCUGGGCUGCUGUGCCACCUUCAAGGAGCAGAGGAGGCUACUGCGAGUGUACUUUGUCCUGCUGCUGUGUAUCUUCCUGUUGGAGAUCCUGGCUGGCGUCCUGGCUUAUAUCUACUACCAGCAGUUGAAUGAGGAGCUGAAGCAGAACCUGAGGGAGACCAUGACCCAGAAGUAUCAACAGAGCACCCAUGAGCACAUCACCAGGGCUGUGGACAAGCUGCAGAAGGAGUUCAAGUGCUGUGGCAGCAACAGUUCAUCCGACUGGGCUGAGAGCGUCUGGAUUCGCUCCAGAGACGCGGACGGCAGGAUUGUGCCUGACAGCUGCUGUAAGAGUCUCACUGAGCUCUGCGGCCGCAGGGACCACCCAUCCAACAUCUACAAGGUGGAGGGUGGCUGCAUCACCAAACUGGAGAAAUUCAUCCUGGACCAUCUGAAGAUCAUCGGAGCGGUGGGCAUUGGGAUUGCCUGUGUACAGGUCAUAGGUAUGGUGUUUACAUGCUGCCUAUAUCGAAGUCUGAAGGCAGAGCCGUACUAAGAGAAGCAGAAGAAGAAAAGUGUGUGGGUGAGGGAGGUGCUUCAUCACCACAUGCCAUACUCAAAUAGCCCAUAGGUUCUUUUCUUUUCCUUGCACAUAGGGGAAGGAAAAUUUGGCAAGGGAUCAAAUUGCACAUCUGAGAUAUCAUUUUGGUAAACAAAGGAUGGAAUAACACUACAAGGUUUCUUGAAGUAAUUAGGCACUCAAAUUGCAGUCUCAGCUACAUCUUGAAGAUCACAGCACUGAAAAAAACCCUCCGAGAGAAACUGAUUUUUAACACAGAUUGUGUAAAUUAGUGUGAGACAGCCUCCAUGGGACUAAAACAUUGUAGUUUUUUUCCACUCCGAUUCCCUCGAUGUACAUUUGUUUGUGGACCAGGUGCUACACCCGAGAGUGCUGUAAAGAUCAGUGGAGUAAAACUGGCACUUUGCAGAGGAUGUUAAUCCUGGUCGCAGCAGCUUCCCUUUCCCAGCAGCGCGCCUUAACAAGCCUCCUUUCUGGGGCCCUCUUCAACUAGACACUCAUGCAUUUCAAAUAUUUGUUCAAUAGUGGCCUUUUAAACUUUUGAACUGUUCGUUUUUAUAUUUUGUAAAUGGUCAUUUUUAACAUUAGAGGUGCUUUCUUGUGAGCUUUUAUUAUUUAUGUGUCUUCAUAGUGACAUGUUCAGUGUUUUGAUCAUGUUUUGAAUCAACUGUGCCACCUUGAUGACCGGCUGAGAAGGACACAGUAUCAGCUGGGGGAAGGUAGUGCCUCCCUCAACAGCAUGACUGCUGCCCUUUGACUCAGCCCCGCCAGCAUUUUGCCCCCGUGUAAACACUGAUGACGUUAUUGUUACAUACAAGCAGUGCCACUAAUAUUGCUCAUAAGAAUGUGCCUCGUGUUUGCUUCUUUUUUGUACAAGGGAUUUAUCCACUGAUGCCAAAGGUGUCAACUUUGUGUAAGGACCUACUGUAUCUCUUCCAGCCUUGUUCACGUAUCUACCGAUGUCUCUCUUUUUAGAUUUUCAUAAAUUAACAUUUUGUUUACUUUUCUAUAGACCAUGAAUAUAUUAUUGUAUUUAACAGGACACAUUGGUAGGACAUGAUAAUCACUCACUGUUGGCAUUGAUCUUUUUCCCGUGUGCCUCAAAGACGACAUUAAAUUAAUCUGUAUUUCUGUCUUUUGUGAUAAUCCAGGAUUUAUUUUAGUUUGAAUAAACAUUGAUCAACAAUAACA
Cottoperca gobio is the source of this 2180-nucleotide messenger RNA. Its product is annotated as CD151 antigen-like. Gene Ontology annotation, cellular component: plasma membrane. The transcript has 8 exons. NCBI's taxonomy places the organism in Eukaryota, Metazoa, Chordata, Actinopteri, Perciformes, Bovichtidae. Bases 204 to 965 code for a protein of 253 amino acids. Gene Ontology annotation, biological process: cell migration. The record is from RefSeq and is a predicted model, not a curated record.